Metarhizium brunneum ARSEF 3297 is the source of this 960-nucleotide messenger RNA. RefSeq names its product Integral membrane protein sed5 (gene sed5). Lineage: Eukaryota; Fungi; Ascomycota; Sordariomycetes; Hypocreales; Clavicipitaceae. The record is from RefSeq and is a predicted model, not a curated record. Gene Ontology annotation, biological process: vesicle fusion; endoplasmic reticulum to Golgi vesicle-mediated transport; intracellular protein transport. Gene Ontology annotation, molecular function: SNARE binding; SNAP receptor activity. Gene Ontology annotation, cellular component: SNARE complex; Golgi membrane; endomembrane system.
AUGGCUGUCGCGUCCAUUCAGGAUCGAACCUCCGAGUUCAAGUCGGUUCUGGCACAAGCUCAGAAACGCCAGAAUGCGAACAAAGUCGGAUCGCAGCGGCGGUCGCUUCUGACUGAUGCUCAGAAAGCCGCCGCAGAUGGAUCCGCACAACCGAAGAGAUCAGAUUUUGCGAGGAAGGCUGCCGAAAUUGGCCGAGGCAUCUCUGCGACUAUGGGGAAGCUCGAGAAGCUAGCACAACUGGCCAAGCGACGGACCAUGUUCGACGACCGACCCGUUGAAAUCAACGAACUUACUUUUGUCAUCAAGCAAGAUCUUUCUGCCCUCAAUCAGCAGAUCGGAGGCCUGCAAAGUCUUUCAAAGCAGCAACAUCCCAAAGCUGACCAAGAAGGCGAGCACAACAAGAACGUCGUGUACUUGUUGCAAGGCAAGCUCACCGACGUCUCGGCCAAUUUCAAGGACGUGUUGGAGGAGCGGACCAAGAACAUUCAAGCGUCAAGGUCGCGAACCGAAAACUUCAUCUCAUCCGUGUCGCAGCAUGCACAGCCAUCCAUUCAGAAGUCGGCCUCACCCCUAUACGGCACGCCCAAUCGAUCCUCACCGGCCCCCGCAUCCGACACGCUCUCGCUCAACCCGAUCGGCGACCAGCAACUGUUGAUGAUGGAAGAAGCCCAGCCUACAAACGUUUACAUUCAACAAAGAGGAGAGGCCAUCGAGGCCAUCGAGUCAACGAUUAACGAACUGGGCAGUAUCUUUGGACAGUUGGCAACCAUGGUCUCAGAACAGAGCGAGAUGAUUGAGCGAAUCGACGCCAACACAGACGACGUCGUGGACAAUGUCGAGGGCGCUCAGAGGGAGCUUUUGAAGUACUGGUCUCGAGUAUCGAGCAACCGGUGGUUAAUAGCCAAGAUGUUUGGCGUGUUGAUGAUUUUCUUCCUUCUCUGGGUGUUGGUUUCCGGCUAG